Mycena indigotica is the source of this 1929-nucleotide messenger RNA. RefSeq lists its product as uncharacterized. The record is from RefSeq and is a predicted model, not a curated record. NCBI's taxonomy places the organism in Eukaryota, Fungi, Basidiomycota, Agaricomycetes, Agaricales, Mycenaceae. The transcript has 5 exons. The coding region runs from base 1 to 1929 and encodes 642 amino acids.
AUGGGUUCAAGAACUUCUUCAAGACCAUCGCCAUACCCUGCCCGCCAAACGCUAUCCCAGCAGUCGCACGACACCGUCACCGACUCACCUCGAGAUGACCUUAAUCACACGUUAUGGGUCCAACUCUGCACUCAAUGCAUUUUGAUUUCAACGUCGAUGGUUGCAUCAACGUCGAUGAUGUGGCCUCUCGAAGACAAGGAGAAGAACCGGGGUCCACCCAAUCCGCGUUCCCUUCCGCCAAACCUCGAGCGACCUCACGACGAACUUGAAGGAUCUCAACAUUCCCGCAAUAUCUUUCAUCAUGUGAGAGUCUCUGCGAAUCAGCAGGCCAAGAUCCCAGCGACACCCAAGCUAGCUCGUCCGCAAGCUGUCCCUGUGGCAGAACCUUCACUCUUCCUUGACGCUCCUCCUGCUCAUCCUUCACGGUUGAUCGGUAUUGCAGGCGCUUUGGGAGGAUCGCAUACCUCUGAUCACCAAGAGCAGGAACUGGAUGCAUCUGACCGGAUUUUCCAAACGAGUUGCAAGUUAUCUUAUCGGCAUCACGUGCUAAAUCGACACGCUCUCGUUCUGGGCUUCCGCCUGGUGACUUGCCGCCUCUGCCUCCCUCGCCUCGCAUCUCCUCGUCGCCCCCUCAACUACAGCUGCCCAUGUUCAAUGUUGAGCUGGUUGAAGACGAUGGUAAUCAUGCCGAUAUCGAUGAUGGCGCUGCCUCGGAGGAGGAUGCGAAAAAAGUCGUUUGAUUUCACGGGUGAGCUCCAGAAGCUGAAUGAGCCUGGGGCAUCAGAUAGGCGCAGUUUCGUCGAACAACUAGAGAAUGCGUUCAAAACGCCGGCCAAUAUCGACCUGCACAAUCUACUUGCAAUUGACGCGCCUCCGGAACCCCCUAUGCAGUUCAUCAUCGACCAGACUUCCUCGGCACCGUCGUCUUCAGAAAACCGAAGACCAGCGAUCCCCUCGUACCCAGAAUAUCCUUCCCCAAUCAUCGAUCUCAAGGAACCAACACUCUUGCGCGGCUCUGAUAGCCUGGGAAGCGAUAUUGGCCUUUUGCCACAAAAUGGCCCAUUGACCGGUGAACUCAACAUUGGUUUCAAGCUUGGAGCCGCUUACCUUGUCAAACAUUCUUCCACCACCCUCUCACAGUCGCGCUCAUUCCCUGAAUCCGUACUCAAGUCCAUUCUUGCCCAUGCCGGAGAAAUUGCUGCCCAACCCCGCCCACGGGUCAACUCAGACUGCAGUUUACGUCGCUCCGCCAUCGGAAAUUCACGCGCUUCGAUGACCAGCAUGCGUGCUCGAACUCGUUCAAGACCCGCCUCUGGCAUCAGCUCUACCGGAUUCGACUCGUUUGAUGAGGUCCGCAGAGGUUUCGAGUUCCAUGCUAAUCGCCCGACGUUUUAUCCACCACCUCCUGCUGCGCGCAACACUCGAGCUUACCAUGGACAUCAUGAUUCGGUCUUCAGCAUUGGUCUCCGCGAACAACCAUCCUCUGAAGAUCUGUCGAUCUCGCUUUCUAUGAACGUUGAUGACACCUUCUCGUUGUUGGCGCGGGACCCUCGUCGCAAACGUGCGGCCAGCGAUGCAUCUAGUUUCUACUUCAAAGCACCAGCUCAACAAUCACAAACUUCUCGCGGUCAUCGCUAUCGCGAGUCUACCGCUAGCAUUACAUCCUUCUAUAACUGCAACCGGAGCUAUGCAAGUCAUCGCUUGAGCAAAGCGGAUAGCAGCACCAGCUUGCUCGCUCAUCAAUAUACUUCGCAGGGUGCUACUGGUGGUCGUGCCGCUUGGGCGAGACAUCAACAUGAACCCUCGACUGACUCAAUUCUCAGCGAUUUCUCGGUUCCUUGUCUUGGUAGACCUGGGGUUGGCGACAAGAUCUGCAUACGACCAAGGAGCUGCUCUCAGUUAGAUCUCCGCAUCUCCGCCGGAGCAUAG